CGGAAGAGUAGCACAAGGAGUUCCUCUCCAAACUCGUGACACGGUUGUUAUACGCUUGCAACUACCAACAGUCCGAGUUAGAGAGACAGAACCAGGAACUGCAGCAACAGUACCACGAUCUGAAGAAACAGCACCAGGAGUUGGCAAACCUCCGCCGGACAAUGCAGAGCCACGAGGAUGCUACACGGGCACUCAAUUCCCGUGUACUGGACCUGGAGCAAGCUGCACCAGGACCACAUGCUGGUGUGUCCAGCAGUGCACCCUCUAACCGCCAACUGGAGGAACGCGUCGACCACGUCGUCGCAAUGCUCGACGACAUCAGCACCUUCGCUGCGCCAACCACCAUCAGCAAUCAGCUGGAUACUUUGAAGACCGAGGUCCAACAACUGCAGUUGCCUAACAAGGAUGGCAACAACACACAUCAUUACAAGAUGCCAACUUUUCAAAUUGAGAAGUUCGAUGACUACACACAUCAGGACCCGGUCCUCUGGUGGGAAGGCUUUACAACGCAACUUCGGAUUUUGUUCGUCGCCAAGGACGCGUACAUCGAAGCCCUGUUUCUUAACUCAAAGGGUGGAUGCCAGAUCUGGUUAACCCACCUAGCAUCCACCCACGGCGUCGACGUCGCAGAUCUGAAAGACAAGAUCUCAUGGGAAGAGUUAACACGGUUGUGGAAGAAGCGGUUCAUCGUGGACGACGCGCCUGCACUCGCCAUCAACCGUCUCUUCGCCAUGACACAUGGCAACACAGCAACACAUGACUGGCUCACGGAAUGGCAGAAGAUCGUGGCAACGCCCGAUCUUGACUUACCAUUUUCGCAUCUGCGUCGUGAGUUCUACAACAGGUCAUGCGCUGCAUUGAGCCUUACACUUGGUGAUCGCGAGCAAUAUGCAACCUUCGCUGAGAUCAUUGACAAAGCGAGGGAGAUCAUCAAGACUAACAGGGUGUCUGCACACGAGAAGUCAACGUGGCAGCCAACCUAUGUGGAGAAGGUGAAAACUGGUCCGCGACCGCAGCAUGUCGCUGCAGUCCCUUCGGACAACAUUGUGGAAGACCCGGCAGCCACCCAAGCGUCACGUGAGGGAGAUCAGGUGGCUGCUGUCCAGCCGCGAAGCAACAACAAGUCUCGAGGAAACGGGAAGGCGAAAACCGCAUCGCCGUCCGGAAACGGACAGCCAGCACCAUGGCACCAAGCACAAGACCUCCCUUUGCCAGGAUUAGGCCAAGGAGGAUGUUCGUCCUCGUAUCAACUCGGGAAACUGAGUUGCGCGGGAGGUGAGACGACUCCACCUCUCACUCCGCCAGAUUCGGCCGCCUUGCUAGCGGCCUCCUACACAUUUGGGGUUGCGAAUGUCGUAAGUUCUCGGUACACUUACGAGGACUAUGCUGUCCACUUGGUCCCACCGUUGGACCAACCGCUCCACGUGCAACAAUCUACCGCAUGCACGGUUUCAUCACCAUCGGCAACCGAUUCGGCAGCUUCGCCGCCAUCUAUCGUCGGGGAUUCGACGUCAUGGUCAAGACUUGAAGAGCUCGACCCGUUGACGUUCGCGGACUUCCAGUGGAUGCCCGUUCCCCCGACCGGUCGAUUGUCAAAACCGCAUUGCAACAUGCUCAUGGCACAAUUGCGGGAUUACUUGCAUACUGCAGUAACGACUCCGUUGAUGGACGCCGGAGUAGAGGUUGUGGACCUUCACGCCUACAGUGCGAAGAUCGACCGCGAGUUCAAGACACAACGGUACGACGACAUCGAUGCACCAUUGUUAUAUGUACGCAUUCAGAUCGGAGAGGCGACCUGCAGCGCUUUGAUCGAUUGCGGAGCAUCUCGCAACUACAUGAAUCAGGACUUUAUGGUACGCGUCGGCUUUGGCCCACUCGUCCAGAGGAAGUCCCAGCCUACGCAAGUCACGUUGGCAGACGGUCACAUGCACAAGUCAAUCGACCGGUGCAUUGAUGUCGUCCCCGUGUACUUUGCCCCGCAUGCAAGCGAGGCGGUGUCCUUUGAUAUAUUGGACUCCAAAUUCGACAUGAUCUUGGGCAUGUCAUGGCUGCGAAGCGAGGAUCACCCGGUGAACUUCUACCACCGCACCAUUCACAUUCGCCCGCACGGAGUAGUACCGGAUCAACCCAUCCGCCACGAGAUCAUCCUCGAGGAUGGGGCUGUACCUCCGCGUGGUUGCAUCUACCGAAUGAGCGAGGAAGAGUUAAGUGUGCUACGGGCACAACUCGACGACCUUCUUGAGAAAGGCUGGAUUCGGCCUAGCUCAUUGCCAUACGGUGCACCUGUUCUCUUCGUCCGGAAGAAGAACAAGGACUUGCGGUUGUGCAUCGAUUAUCGCAAGCUCAACGCGCAAACAAUCAGAAACGUCGGCCCUCUUCCACGCAUCGACGACCUUCUCGAACGGCUGGGCGGCGCCAAGUUCUUCUCCAAGCUAGACCUCAAGUUGGGAUAUCACCAACUCGAGAUUCGGCAGGAGGACUGUUACAAGACCGCGUUUAAGACGCGGUAUGGGCAUUUCGAAUGGCUGGUUAUGCCAUUUGGCCUUACGAAUGCCCCGACCACUUUCCAAGCGGCUAUGACAACGGAGUUUCGACACAUGCUGGAUCGUUUUGUACUUAUUUACCUCCACGACAUCCUGGUGUACAGCCGGAGUCUGGACGAGCAUGUGGAGCACCUGCGCACCGUUUUGGAGCGGCUACGUCAAGCCAAGUACCAAGCCAACCGCGGCAAAUGCGAAUUCGCGCGGCAGGAGCUGGAGUACUUAGGACAUUAUUUGACGCGGCAAGGCAUCCGUCCGCUUGCGGACAAGAUCGAGGCCCUCCGCGUAUGGCCCGAGCCCACCAAAACCACGAACGUUCGUUCAUUCAUGGGAUUAGCGGGCUACUAUCAGCGAUUCAUCACCGGAUACUCAAGGAUUGCUGCACCUAUAACGAGAUUACAAUCGCCAAAGGUGCCAUUCGUAUUCUAUGACGACGCACGCCGGUCAUUCCAAGCACUCAAGACGGCCAUGCUCAUGGCACCCGUCCUUAGCAUCUAUGACCCCAUCCUGCCUACGAGGACGCUUCCGGCUAUGGCAUUGGGGCAGUCUUGGAACAACACGACGACGACGACUGGCACCCUGUGGAGUAUUUCAGCCACAAAUUGCCUCCCAUCAACUCGCUUGAUGAUGCAAGGAAGAAGGAGUUGCUCACGUUCGUGAUGGCUCUCAAGCGAUGGCCGCACUUCCUCCUUGGGCGUCGUAGGUUCACACGGGUCACGGACAACAACCCAUUGACCUACUACAAGACUGUCUCUUAUACACAUCUAGAUGUGUAUAAGAGACAGCCCAUUGACCUACUACAAGACGCAAAAUACGGUGAGCAGCACGAUCG
This is a messenger RNA of Chara braunii, 3372 nucleotides long. Lineage: Eukaryota; Viridiplantae; Streptophyta; Charophyceae; Charales; Characeae. The record is from the annotation of a GenBank genome assembly.